Messenger RNA from Sphenostylis stenocarpa, 1167 nucleotides. NCBI's taxonomy places the organism in Eukaryota, Viridiplantae, Streptophyta, Magnoliopsida, Fabales, Fabaceae. The record is from the annotation of a GenBank genome assembly.
AUGGUUGCAAGAACCCCACCAAAGCAGAAGAGACUUUUGGCUUCCCUCAAUCCUGUUCUGAUUAAGGAAACACUCAACAAGGUGGAUCAAUGCGUGGCUCGGCUGCAGGAACUUCAGUAUAUUGUGACUGGGGGAACCAAGGUGGUGUCUGGGGUGAGUCUCAGCCCUCGCAGCACAAGAGGUUAUCUUAGAACCAGUCUCAGGUGUAAGCAAGAGUCACUCAGGAUCAAGAACGGUGCCUCAAGGAGAUCUCCAGUGGGGAAGUUUCCAGCAAACACAGGUGAAUGGAAGAGAAUGUCACUGCCUGCGAUGCUGGUAGGCGAAACUGUUGGAGAAAUUUUGCAGGCAAGUCAGUUUGCCAGGGAAAUAGUCUCAGCAGUUGGUAAGAAAACAGCCCCAGAUGACCCAAAAACUCCAAUGUCUCAACGGAGCAACCAGAAAGUAGAACUUGAAAACACACAACUCAGAGCCAGAAGGAAGAAAGAGAAGCAGACCAAAGUUCAAAAUGAUGGUUCCCCGCCACUGCAAAGGGCUCGCUCCAGAAUUAACUUCAAACUUUCUCCUCCGAAGGUUAGAGAAUUUGAUAAAGAAAGCAACCGGUAUACGGCAAAUAGGGUGUCUCCCAGGAACAGGCCAUGGGCUAGAAAAACUGUACUAUUCCCCAACCCUUUGUUCUUGUCCACUCACUCGUCUUCACAGUCACAACAGCAACAGUUUUGCAAGACAAGGUCACCUAUCAUUUCAAGAAAUAGAGGAACAACAUCAUCACACAAAUUUUUGAUCAAGUCUCCAUCUUCACCACAACGGCAGCAACAGUCUUGCAAGGCCAAGUCCCCUGUCAUAUCGAGAAAUAGGGGUGGAACACCUCACAAGUUUUUGAUAAAGUCUCCAUCUUCAACUUCCAAAUUUCAAAUCCAUAUCAAAUGCCCACCAACUGUGUCCAUUUCACCCACAAGAGCUGUAAGAUUGAGCAGGAGUCCUCCCAAGAGAUCAUCAUCCACUGCAUCUAAAUUCCGUCGAUCUUUCUCUCCUUCAAGAAUAGCAUCCAGAUUGGUUUCACUCUCACCAUUGAGGAGCAAGAAAACUGUACAGAAAAAUGACGGGUUUGUAAGUGGACUCAAACAGCGGCCCACACCGUCAGUGCAAUUCCCUGUUAGAGGAGUUUAA